UCCAUCUUGACAUUUUAUCCAAAACCAUGACUAUCACAAACACCACAGCUCUCCACCAUCCACACAUCAAUCACUACUACUCUUCCAAGAAUUCACUCCCUACAAUCCGAGCAUCACUCAAUGACCUCAACCGCCGAAAACUGGUCACCGCAUUUUUAGGCACUUCACUGGCUUUAGGACUAGGAAUGGCAGUGCAGGGCACGCCAGUAGCACUUGCUGAGAACUGGGGCACACGUUCAUUCCUACGAGAACGGUUUUUUGAGCCUGGAUUAUCGCCUGAAGAUGCCACGGCAAGAAUUAAACAGACUGCUCAAGGGUUGCAUAGCAUUAGGGACAUGUUGGAGACCAUGUCUUGGAGGUAUGUUCUGUUUUACAUUCGACUUAAAUGGGCUUAUCUUUCUCAGGACAUGAAGAAUGCCAUGUCAAUGGUGCCCAAGAAUCUCCGGAAGGACUAUGUCAAGACGGCUAAUGAGCUGGUGGACAACAUGGCCGUGUUUGAUUCUUAUAUUGCGACACCAAAGGUUUAUGAAUCGUACCUGUAUUACGAGAAGACCUUGAAGUCACUCGAUGAGCUUGUUACAUUUUUACCAUCAUGAUCCAUCCUUUGUUAAUAAGUACUACCCUUUUUUUUUUUGGUCCAAAAACUUUGGCACAAUUAUUUAAUAAGUUAGAUAAGCAAACCAUGGCGAUUGAAUGCUUAAAGUGAACAUGGGGAGGUCAUUAUACUCUCCCUUGAAUUGGAAAUUCUGCGUGAGAAAGGGAAGUGUUUGAUUAGUUGUAGCCAUGGCUAUGGCACUAGCUAAUGUUCCUACAACAGAAAGUCAGCAACAACUCUAAGGACCAAGUCUGGUAUAGAGAUUCCUCUGUGAAGGCGCAGUGUCGGUGGAGUUGCAACUUCCCCUGCCUGAGCUUGCUCUGUCUUCAUUUGCUUUGGUAGUGUUUCUGCAACUUUUGCCUUUCAUAAGUAAUAUUGUAAAAGAAAAUGAUCUCCUCUAGAUAUAUAUAUGCGCGCAUCCAUUGA
Messenger RNA from Tripterygium wilfordii, 1021 nucleotides. Its product is annotated as photosynthetic NDH subunit of lumenal location 2, chloroplastic. Gene Ontology annotation, cellular component: extrinsic component of membrane; chloroplast; photosystem II oxygen evolving complex. Gene Ontology annotation, biological process: photosynthetic electron transport chain; photosynthesis. Gene Ontology annotation, molecular function: calcium ion binding. The coding region runs from base 27 to 596 and encodes 189 amino acids. The record is from RefSeq and is a predicted model, not a curated record. The transcript has 2 exons. NCBI's taxonomy places the organism in Eukaryota, Viridiplantae, Streptophyta, Magnoliopsida, Celastrales, Celastraceae.